AUGGACCACAGCAAGCCCAGUGACCAUGGCAACCACCACGGCCUCCUCCAAGGCCACCACCACCAGGGUCUCCACGGCAACCAGCAUGGUCACCACGACGACCAGGAGAAGCACGGGGACCAUAGCAACCACCACGGCAACCAGCACGGUCACCACGGCGACCACAGCAAGGCUGGGGACCCUGCCAAGCCCCACGGCCUCCUCCAUGGCAACCUCCACGGGCACCAUGGCAACCACAGCCACCAUGGCAAUCAUGCCACCAUCCUACACAGCAACUCCCACGGGCUCCAUGGCAACCAGCCCGGGGACCACAGCAAGCACAGCCACGUCCCUGGCAACCACCUGGAGGGUCCCCAUGGCAACCAACACCUGCACGGCAACCACUAUGGCAACCAUGGCAACCACCACGCUGAGCCACCCCACAAGCACACACAUCUCCAUGGCAACCAGCCCGAUCAUCCCUGGGGACAGCGCCCCGGCCACCACAAGGACGGGGACGAGGAGGAGGAGGGCGAGGAGGAUGAGCACGAGGACCUUGAGGAGCACAAGGACACCCUGGACCUCAAGG
This is a messenger RNA of Acanthisitta chloris (rifleman), 568 nucleotides long. RefSeq names its product histidine-rich glycoprotein-like. The record is from RefSeq and is a predicted model, not a curated record. Lineage: Eukaryota; Metazoa; Chordata; Aves; Passeriformes; Acanthisittidae. The annotation marks the transcript as partial. The transcript has a single exon.